This is a messenger RNA of Elephantulus edwardii (Cape elephant shrew), 7044 nucleotides long. It is a transcript of the gene SEC16A, whose product is annotated as SEC16 homolog A (S. cerevisiae). The coding region runs from base 1 to 7044 and encodes 2347 amino acids. The record is from RefSeq and is a predicted model, not a curated record. The transcript is spliced from 32 exons. Gene Ontology annotation, cellular component: ER to Golgi transport vesicle membrane; endoplasmic reticulum exit site. Lineage: Eukaryota; Metazoa; Chordata; Mammalia; Macroscelidea; Macroscelididae. Gene Ontology annotation, biological process: autophagy; Golgi organization; COPII vesicle coat assembly.
AUGCAGCCCCCGCCCCAGGCGGCCCCGUCAGGACCCAUGCGGCCUCCUCCCGUGGGAGGUCCGCGGAGCCUGUUCUGGCCCAGCAGCCCGUACAGAAGACCAACGCUGAGCAGUGCACCAGCGGCUCCUGUGACGUGCCCCCCACAGCCUGUGACGGACCCUUUUGCUUUUAGUAGGCAAAUGGCCCAGGAUACCAACGCGGACACUCUGCCUGGAAGCAGCCUGCCCUGUCUGCCAGGAGCCCUCGUGCUUUCUCAGCGUGGGCCCCUGCCUUCACCUCACGCCAGUGCCGGGGGUCCUGCCCAGGCACCCCGUGACCCUGUGCCAGGCCCCCUUCAGCAGCCUGCAGUUGACACCAGCCUCUUGGCCAGCCCCCUGACUCUGGCAGCCCAGCCUGGGCCGGAGGCCAGCAGGAGUGCAGAGAUGAGGCCAAGCCCUGCCCCUGAUGCCCCGACCCCUCCAGACCCUCCUCCGUACAUUCCAGGAGUGGGUCGGGACAGCCCUCAGGGGGCAGUGCCUGGGCCCACCAGACCCCUCAACAGGUCCAGCCUUCAUGAUGGUACUGGGCCGGUGACAACGUCCUCGGUCUUCCCUCAGCCACCAGUGCAGAGGCCGGAUCCGUGGGCACCGGGCCAGGGGGGCCCACGGGCCUCAGGCCACCACUACCCACCCUUCCCAGAGGGAGCUGGCCAUGGGGCAGUGCCCUGGGCUCCCAGCCUUCCUCGUUUCCCCCCUCAGCCUGACAUACAGCAGAGUCCCGGCCAUGAGGUGCAGCACAAGCCCCUUGCUCCGGGACCCCUGGCUGGGGACGAGAAGCACAAAGCAGCCUGCACACGGACUGGAAGUCACACUGCCGGUCACUGCGACCCUGAGGAGUUCAGACAGCAUCCCAGGGCCAGCCUGGCGUGGGGGAGCCAGGAGGUCAGGCCAGAUCCUGCCCAGGGACAUGGCCCUGACCACCAGCAGCACUGCCCCCCGGGGCUGGAGGCUGGCCCCAGUGCGGAGGCUGGCCCCGGGACGCUCGCCAUGUUCUUCCGAGGUGGGGAGGCAGAGAAUGAGGAGAACCUUUCACCAGGUUCGGCCUUUGAUGGCAUCAGUGUCAGCUCUGGCCACCCCCCUGCACACGUGGGCACAGGUGGCCUUUACCAGACGUCCCCCCAGGGUUCCAGCAGCGAGCACAUGCAACAAGUAGGGGACACACUGCUCGCUCGCCCUCAGCACGGCCAGCCCGGUGCUGGAAGUGCAGCCGUUGGUGUGUGGGGUGCUGCAGCAGGCCCAGCGGCCCACAGAGCCCUCAGCUCGCAGUGUGAGAACAUGGAGGACCUCGAGUUUGUCCAGAACCAGGAAGUUCUGCCGAGUGAGCCCCUGGCUUUGACCCCUUCCUCCUCGAGUGAUCCCUUCCGGUACGGAGCCCCUCCUGGGCCGCCCGCUCCAAGCCACACUGGAGGCGACACUGGAGGCGAGGGACUGAAUCUGGAGGCCCCCGACACCCCCUCACAGCCUGUGCGACGUGACAGCGUGUCCUCCAGCUUCAGCAGCAAAGGGCCCCGUGGCCUUCCAAGCGUGGCCAGACCCCAGGAGCUGGUGGGCACCUUUAUUCAGCAGGAAGUCGGGAAGCCGGAGGACGACGCUGCAGGCAGUUUCUUUAAGCAAAUCGAUUCUUCUCCAGUCAGUGGUGACACUGAGGAGAGCCCUGUUCCCCAGAGUUACUGCCCUGGGCACUCGCAGCCUGCGACCCCAAGCCCCCCGAAGCCCAUGGGGACCUUCCAGACCAGUGCGAACAGUUCCUUCGAGCCUGUCAAGUCCCAGUUUGUCGAGGUGCGGCCAGUUGAGGCCGAUCACGCCAACAUGGUGAUGGAGGUGAAGAGCGGCCAUGGCCCCCUGAUGAAGCAGGGAGCGGGAACCACGCUGCCUGAUGCCUCCUCCCCCGGCAACCUGGAACAGCCACCCGACAACAUGGAGACCCUUCUCCCGGCCCCAGCCUGCCCGCUGCCCCUCGGCGCUGCUGCCAGAGCCAGCCAUGUGCUCCCCCACGCAGGGGGGCCACCUGCAGAAGCCAGUGUCCUGUCGCCUGAGAAAAGGCCUUUGGCCAAAUCCCACGGGGCUUUCAAGUGCGAGAGCCCGGUGACAACCUUGUGGGCGCAGAAUGAGCUUCCAGAUUUUGGGGGCAAUGUCCUUCUGGCCCCAGCCUCCCCGGCACUCUGCGUUCCGACAAAACCUCGGGCCUCACAAGCGCUCCGGCCUCCCGAGGAGGGCACCUGCGGACGACGCUCCCACAAGCCAGGCUCCGAGUCCCCCCUCCAGAGCCGCGAUGGCCUUGGGCCUUCUGAAAACCUGGAGAACCCCCCCAAGGCGGGGGAGGAGGAGGCCGUCCAGUCUCAGGCAAGUCGCAGCUACGCCAGCCUGCUCUCCCUGCUGCCCACCGAGUCUCUGCACAGCCAGCCGGUCUUGGUCACCCUGCCCGACCAGAGCUGUCACUUGGCUCAAGCCCAGCCUGUUCAUUUUCCCAUGUCCUUGUUGAAUCGAAAUGAGAAGACUCUGGCCCAGAGGGACCCUGUGGUGGGGGAGAGGCCCGCUCUGGGCGGUGGCACAUUAGGGGAGCCAGGAGACUGCCUGCCCUCGUCGGAGAGUCCCCCCGGGGCGCUUGGCCGGUCGCCUCCGCCCAGCAGUCUCCCCCAGACUUGUCCACUGGGUUCCGACGCGGACGUGCCUGCUAAGCGGACUGCGGCUCUGCGGGCCCAGCCUCCCACUCCUUUGGUGACCGCAGCUCUGGAGAGCGAGAAGAAUUUGGGAAGUGCUCCUCCUGCCGGGAGCCCCAGCCUGGCCUCCGAGCCCGCCGGCCGCCCAGAAGAAACUUCUGCCCUUGACUUCUCCUUAAACCGGACUCUGGGAAAUCCUAGCGGAACAUCUAGUGUGUCCCCUCCUAAGAGCCUUGAUCACCUCAGACAGCCGGGCCCUGGGCCACAUAACCCAGACUGUUUCUACCAACAGGUGACCAAAGAGGCCCAGGGCCAAAAGGGCUCGGAGAGAGCCCAGCCAGAGCCAGGUCCUCCGCAGCAACCGGCUCUGGCCCCGCAGGCGCCCAGAGCAGCACUGCCAGAACCUUCCAGCUCGAGGAGCCCACCGCCAUCAGGCCAGGCCCUCAGCUCCGCCCAGCCAUCCAUAAACCCAGCCGACACUGGUCAGCCGCUUCAGCCCUGGCCUCAGUCCUCCAGCGUGUCCGUCACGUCUGCCAGCUCAAGCCAGGCCGCCGGGCGGUCAGAGCCACAGUGGCCACCCCCGCUCCCGCCGGACCUGUCGUACUACUAUUACAGAUCUCUGUAUGACACGUACCCUGCUCGGUACCCCGCGCAGUACCCCCCAGAGCCGGGGGCGGCCCACCUCUACUACCAGCUCAGCUACGCUCCCAGCACUGGCUGUGAGUUUGAGAGCCCUUGUCCAGUAUUGUCCCUUGUUCUUGGAGCGUCCUAUGGUCAGGAGAACGUGAAUGGCUUCGUGCUCAGUGAUGGCAGAGGUGGACCUAGAGGCAGGGCUGGUGGGACUGACUCAGGCCUCGUCCUGCUGUCAGCCGCAGAGGAGGUCUGCGUGUCAGAGGAGAGCGUCCCCUGGGUCUGCUGGGAUGCCUACCGCUCUUACGACAGCACCGGCACGCCUGCCUGUCCUGAGCCUGAGCGGCCCAGCCCCCGCGGAGGUCUCUACGACCGGCCAGUGCCCAGGCAGGGGUACCCUGAGGGGUACUACACCACCAAAGGUGGGUGGAGCAGUCAGAGUGAUUACUACACCGAUUACUACAACCAGUACGACUUUGGAGAUCCAGGCCGCUGGGAUCGUUAUCACUACGGAGCUCGGUACAGGGACCCCCACUCCUACGACCGGCGCCACUGGUACGACGCCGAGUACAGCUCAUACCGCAAGGAGCCGUAUGCAUAUGGGGACAGACUCGAGAGGGACAAUGACCCAUGGAGGUACGACCCCCGCUUCUCAGCGAGCUUCGAUGAGGACCCGGAGCUGCGCCGAGACCCUUAUGGGGACGAGGGGGACAGACGAAGUGUCCACAGCGAGCACUCGGCACGCAGCCUGCGUAGUCACUGCAGCAGCGUCAGCUCCCACUCCCAGCAGAGUCAGAUCUACAGAAAUCACAGUGUGGCUGCCGGCCCCUAUGACAUCCCACCCCCACCAGAGUCCUUUCACGGAGACUACAGCUAUGGCGCUUACGGAAGCAAUUUCAAUGGUGUGCAGGGCUACCCCGAGUACGGCUACCCUGCUGACCCCAGCUGGCCCGCCGUGGACAUUUCAGCUCCGUCCCGGCCAAGCUCUCCUGAGAAGUUUGCAGUGCCCCACGUCUGUGCCAGGUUCGCUUCAGGUGGGCAGCUCAUCAAGGUGGUUCCAAACCUGCCUUCGGAGGGAAAGCCAGCGCUGGUGGAGGUGCACAGCAUGGAGACGCUGCUGCAGCACAGUCCCGAGCAGGAGGAGAUGCGAGCCUUCCCGGGCCCACUCGGCAAGGACGAUACCCAUAAAGUGGAUGUUAUUAAUUUUGCACAGAACAAAGCAACAAAGUGCUUUCAGAAUGAAAAUAUAAUUGACAGAGAAUCUGCCAGUCUUCUCUGGAACCUUAUUGUUCUGUUGUGCAGACAAAAUGGGACUGUGGUCGGGACCGACAUUGCAGAGCUCCUGCUGCGUGACCACAGGACCGUGUGGCUUCCCGGGAAGUCGCCCAACGAGGCGAACCUCAUCGAUUUUACUAACGAGGCUUUGGAGCAAGCGGAAGAGGAGUCGGGGGAAGCCCAGCUCUCAUUCCUCACAGACAGUCAGCCAGCUGGCACCGGUGACCUGGUCAGAGAAACGGAGCGCUUCAGGGAGCUGCUACUGUACGGCCGCAAGAAGGAUGCAUUGGAGUCUGCCAUGAAGAACGGCCUCUGGGGUCAUGCUCUGCUCCUGGCGAGUAAGAUGGACAGCCGGACGCAUGCCCGAGUCAUGACCAGGUUUGCCAACAGCCUGCCUAUUAAUGACCCCCUGCAGACCGUCUACCAGCUCCUGUCUGGGCGGAUGCCAGCUGCGUCUACGUGCUGUGGAGACGAGAAGUGGGGAGACUGGAGGCCGCAUCUUGCCAUGGUUUUGUCCAACUUGAACAACAACAUGGAGGUGGAGUCCAGGACAAUGACCACCAUGGGGGAUACGCUGGCCUCCAAAGGCUUGUUGGAUGCUGCCCACUUCUGCUACCUCAUGGCCGAGACUGGCUUUGGAGUCUACACGAAGAAGACGGCAAAGCUGGUUUUGAUCGGCUCCAACCACAGUUUGCCGUUUUUACAGUUUGCCACCAAUGAGGCUAUUCAGAGGACGGAAGCCUACGAGUAUGCUCAGUCCCUCGGGGCCCACAGCUGCUCCUUACCCCAUUUCCAGGUGUUCAAGUUCAUCUACGCCUGCCGGCUGGCUGACAUGGGACUAGCCACACAGGCCUUCCACUACUGCGAGGUCAUUGCCAAGAGCAUCCUGGCACAGCCCUCCUCCCACUCCUCAGUCCUCAUCAGCCAGCUCGUCCAGGUGGCUUCCCAGUUACGGCUCUUUGAUCCUCAGCUGAAGGAGAAGCCGGAAGAGGAAUCCUUCGUAGAACCUACCUGGCUGGUCCAACUGCAGCUGGUGGAGAAGCAGAUACAGGAGGGUGUUGUGGUCUGGCGGCAGGACGGAGCCCUCCCCCAGCAGUGUCCCAGCACGCCGAGCUCGGAGGUGGAGCCGUGUGACGGGCCCAGUCCCGAGAACCCGCUGCUGGCCCUGUCCCAGCCGAGCGCUGAGAUCCUCGGCAGCGUGCAGCUGCUGCCGUCGGCCCCACAGACCCCACCUGCUACGCUGCCUGGCCCGGCCAGGGUGCCGCUGUUCUCGGUGCCACCAGCCCCUGGCCCCAUGGAGCCAGGGCCAUCGGGGCCUGCACUCAGCUUCUCAGAGGCCUCCUGGCCUGAUCCCUCCACACAGUACUCGGCAGUGCCCCAGGGCCAGCACGACCAGCCAGUGCCCCGUCCCUACUCCUCCUCUGCCCUCCCCGCAGUGCCCAGUGACAGUGUUCCCACCUCUGCUAUAGGGAUCUCAACACAGGAGUCACCUCUGAGGAGCUCACACUCGGAGCCAAGAGAGGACGAGUUUGGUGGGAGCACCGCUAACCUGGACUUCAUGAGGCCGUCACAGGACCCGGAGCCCUCCCCGCGGUGGGAGCACUCUGACGCGGGCAGGACGCCAGAUUCUGAGGUGAAGAGGCCUGUGAAAACAGCCAGGAAAGAGGCUAAAGAGCCCAAGAAGAGCUCCGAGUCCUGGUUCUCACGCUGGCUGCCCGGGAAGAAGAGAACGGAAGCGCACUUGCCAGAUGACAAGAACAAAUCGAUUGUUUGGGAUGAAAAGAAGAAUCGGUGGGUGAAUUUGAAUGAGCCGGAAGAGGAGAAGAAGGCUCCGCCCCCCCCUCCAAUGGCUUUCCCCAAGACUCCACAGGUUGCUCCUCCUGGUCCUGGUGGGCCUCCCAAAGCCACGGUGAACGUGUUUUCCAGGAAAGCAGCUGGAAGUCGAGCCCGCUAUGUGGACGUGCUGAACCCAGGCGGGACCACACGAGGGGAACCCACCGUGCCACCCACAGAGCUCUUCGCACCCCUCGCCCCACUCCCAAUCCCCGCGCACUUGUUUGUCCCAGGCCCAGAUUCUGAGGAGUCCCAGCCUACAGGAGCAGGGGACCCAGGUGGGCACGUGCCAGCAGUGGGACAAGACAGAUCAGAGCCUGCCUUGGACACCAAGGUUGUGAAUUCUGCAGUCCCGCUGGUAGGUUCUGAGCUUGGUGUGGCUACGUUGCCAGGAGGAGAGCUUUCUCGCUGUAGCUCCGUGAGCUCGCUGUCACGGGAAGUGUGCCAGCACUUUGACCAGGUGCCUAGCGAUACAGCCCCUGCAGGAGGCCCUCUGGGGGGAGCUGUGCCCUUCUACAAUCCUGCCCAGUUUGCACAAGUCUCUGCUGCCUCUGGAGGUUCGAAGCUGGGGAGGAUCAGCCAGAGGAAACAUCUGGCUCUCAGCUAG